AUGGCUUUGGGUUGCAUGUUAGCUCAGCUCGAUGAUUCAGGGAAGGAGCGAGCCAUUUAUUAUUUGAGUAAGAGGAUGCUAGAAUAUGAGUGCAGAUAUAUUAUGAUUGAGCACCUCUAUUUGGCAUUAGUUUGGGCUACCAGGAGAUUGAGACACUAUGUGACAGAGUAUUCCGUAUUAUUGGUCUCACGAUUGGAUCCACUGAGAUAUUUAUUUGAUAGGCCUGUUCUGACUGUAUUCGAUGACAAACCGAUCGACAACGAUUUCCCAGAUGAGCAGUUUGUUUCAGUGACUAGUAUUGUAGGAUGGCAAUUAUACUUUGAUGGUGCCGCCAAUCAGUCGGGGUUUGGCAUUGGUAUCCUAUUGAUAUCACCACAGGGCGAUCAUAUUCCCAGAUCAGUUCGGUUGACGUUUUCUGAUCAUCACCGUCUGACAAAUAAUAUUGUUGAGUAUGAGGCAUGCAUUAUAGGUCUAGAGAUUGCACUAGAUCUUGGAGUUAGACAGUUGGAGAUCCAUAGGGAUUCCAACUUGGGUAUUGAUAUUAUUGGGAAGAUCUCGCCCAAGUCCUCUAGUGGUCAUGAGUACAUCUUAGUUUUCAUUGAUUAUUUCACCAAGUGGGUGGAAGCUGCUUCCUAUGCUAGAUUGACAGCGGCCAGAGUGGCUAAAUUCAUCAGAUCUCACAUUAUCUGGCGAUAUGGGGUCCUCUAUGAGCUGAUUUCUGACAGAGGGAUGCAUUUCAUGGGUGAGGUGGAUACGGUGAUUCAGGAGUAUGGCAUUCAGCAUCAUAGAUCCUCUGUGUACAGGCCGUAG
Vitis riparia (riverbank grape) is the source of this 810-nucleotide messenger RNA. RefSeq lists its product as uncharacterized. The record is from RefSeq and is a predicted model, not a curated record. Bases 1 to 810 code for a protein of 269 amino acids. Lineage: Eukaryota; Viridiplantae; Streptophyta; Magnoliopsida; Vitales; Vitaceae. Gene Ontology annotation, biological process: DNA integration. The transcript has 3 exons. Gene Ontology annotation, molecular function: nucleic acid binding.